UAUGCAGUUGCAUGUAUGUAUUUUGUUCAUCCACUCGUGCAAUGAGUGGCAUCAGAAAGUUCACGUUCCUUAGUGGCUCCUGCCCUGGGCAUGCACCCCUCCCAGUGGGCAUCUGCCAGUCCAACUGCUCCUUACACUCACACCCACAGGGGCCACGCAGGAGAGAGCAUGUCUUAGCGCAUGCUGGGCUCUCGGGGCUGGCCACGAGGCCCAGGUGGUGAGCUGAGAAAGCCCAGUGCCAUGCACAACACAGAGGAAAUGGGGGAGGAGCAGGGACAAAGCUGCCAACCUCCCCAGCCCCAGACUGCACCUCACCCACAGGGAGGAGCCCGGGUCUCCCGGAGCGUCCGGAUGCUUCCAGGCGCCGGGCCUCCACAGUCACAGUCCCUGGUGUGGCUAUGGCUCUCUCCCUUUCUGGAGAACUUUGAUUUUUCCUCUCUCUGCUCAUGAUGUCGAUGCUCAGCAAACUUCAGACAUACUCUGGGCCGUUUCCAAUGCUUGGAGCAGACAAAGGCACAUCUCCAUGAGCUUCUUGAGUCCCAAGCUCGGAUUUUACCCUGAUCCAGAAAUGACCCGUGAUUGAGCCUCUGUGUGUCACACAUGGGGGUGACUCUUCUACCCCUCUGCAGACCGAGGGGAAGAUGCCAGGCUGCCAGCAAGAAGCUGGAUGGAGAGGAAGGAGAGGCUCCUGCCUCCCCACUGCCAGGACCGUGGAGGGGGAAGAAACACUAGAUCAUCUGCCAGGACCAGGAGAAUUCUGCAGGGAACAAGGCCAGGGAGAAGGCCUGAGUGUGGACUCCGCAGCCCAAGUUCAGGGGGGAAGCCUCCCUAGACCGGUCCUCCGCGCUGAGCCCUGCUCUGUGGUCACCCAGGGAAGUACUGUGACCUUGUGGUGUGAAGGGGCCUGGAAUGCCCAGGAGUUCCGUCUGCAGAAAGAAGGACACAGUGUUCAGUUGUUCACAAAUAUCCUGAGAACACAGGGGAACAGGACUUCCUUCUUCAUCCAGUCAAUGAAAAAGGGUGAUGCUGGGCGCUACUUCUGUGUCUACCUUAGCCCUGCUGGCUGGUCAGACCAUAGUGAGCCCCUGGAGCUGGUGGUGACAGGGCUGGAAAGCUACCUGCAGAUUCUCAUCGGGGUCUCAGUGGCCUUCCUCCUUCUGCUCUUCUUCCUCCUCCUUUUCCUCCUCUGGCACCGGAGUCAGGACAAAGGCAGGAAUUCAGCAGAGACUGGGGCAGGGACUGUGGAGUCAGUGCCUGGGGACAGAGGCCUGCUUGGGAGCUCCAGCCCAGCUGCUGCUGUCCAGGAAGAAAUCCUGUAUGAGGAAGCUGCUGCGAAGGACACAGAGCCCAAGGAUGGGGUGGAGCUGGACAGCAGGGCUGCUGCCCGUGAGGACCCCCAGGAUGUGACCUAUGCCCAGCUGUGCCAUGUGGCGCUCACACAGCAGACGGCGGCCCCCCCAGCAGAGCCAAGCCUGUAUGCCUCGCUGGCAGCAAGGAGCCCCAAGGGCACUAAGCAGUGACCCUGGGCUGGCCUGCAGAUAACCUACAGGAGACCCCCAGGAGAUUGUGAACGUGCAUGACUGACCUGGCCCUUUUUCUGCUCAGAUAUUGAAUACCCCACUGUUUUGAAGCUAAAGCAAGCCAUUUCUCAACAAGCAAGGAGAGCAAUGAGAUAUGAAUGGAAGGGAACGGUUAACUGUGCUCAAGGGCUGGGAAGAUGGCUGGCUCAGUGGUAGAGUGCUUUCCUCGUAUGCCUGAGGCCCUGGGUUUGAUUCCU
Molecule: messenger RNA, 1777 nt
Organism: Dipodomys spectabilis (banner-tailed kangaroo rat)
Lineage: Eukaryota; Metazoa; Chordata; Mammalia; Rodentia; Heteromyidae
Product: leukocyte immunoglobulin-like receptor subfamily B member 5
Exons: 8
Coding region: 642-1520 (292 amino acids)
Biological process (GO): cytokine-mediated signaling pathway
Molecular function (GO): inhibitory MHC class I receptor activity
Source: RefSeq, a predicted model, not a curated record